Messenger RNA from Hibiscus syriacus, 1356 nucleotides. RefSeq names its product BRO1 domain-containing protein BROX homolog. The transcript is spliced from 11 exons. The record is from RefSeq and is a predicted model, not a curated record. The coding region runs from base 4 to 1251 and encodes 415 amino acids. Lineage: Eukaryota; Viridiplantae; Streptophyta; Magnoliopsida; Malvales; Malvaceae.
AAGAUGGGGUGCACUUAUUCUGUGUACGGAGUUGGGAAGAAGAAGAAGCUGAGUAUCCAAGAAGUGGUUGUAUUUGCUCCUUGCAUGAGAACUCCAGCACAUUGUGAUCUUCAACGAGCGCUCAAGGGCUUAAUACCUCGUGAUGUUAUCGACAGAUUGUUUUGUCUAAGGAACCGGAUUGCGUUGAUUGCAGAGGGCACCGGUGGAUCUGCAAUUACCGAACUGCAGCAGGCCCUGGAGGAGUACAUGUCGAUUCUGGUUGGACUUACUAAGAAAGAACAUGGUCUUGAGAACUUGGUGGAAUUCAAGUGGAAAAAUUUACAAGAUGGAAGACAAGAGACUAUUUUAGCAAACGUCUGGUUUGAAUUGUUAUCGGUUGUUCAUAUGAUGGCUAUGCUCACAUUAUCUGAGGCUGACACACUUAUGAUCCCCAAGGAUUAUUCUGGUUCUGGCUUACGGGUCGUUUCUACAGAUUGUAAGAGAGAUGCAGUUGCUUUAUUGCUCAAGGCUGCAGGGUACCUGGAAUUUUGUGUCCGGAACGUACUGUGUCUUAUACCACCGGAAAUCAAGCAAAGUAUGUCAAAAGACUUGCAGGAUGGUGUACUGGAAGCUACUUCCAUCCAAGCAUUAGGCCAGGGAACCGAAAUACAGCUUGGUUUAGCUAUUGAAAGUCAAAAGGCUACUUUAUCAGUGAAGAGGAGGUUGGCCUGUGAACUGCUGAUCUAUUACAGUCAGGCUUAUCAAUGCUUGUCUGGAUGUGACUUAAGCCAUGGGUAUGGGAAGAAACAUAUGUGGUUCAUCAAAUGGAAAUUUGUUGAAGCAAAGGCUGCUGCUUAUUACUACCACGGCCUGGUUCUCGACAAGGGUAGUGAACCAACCUGUCAUACUAGUGCCGUGUGCUGUUUCCUAGCUGCACAAGAGCUACUGGUAGAAAGCAAGAAAGCUUGCAUAAGCUUUUGCCUUGCAGCUCCCGUAACCAGGGCACCUCCCCUUUGGGGAGCUAUGAAGCAUUUACAUCAGAAAAUACCGGAGGUUGCAUCAAGGAAAUCACAGAUGUAUGGCUGCCUCUUAGAACAAGAGAAGGCUCUCCAAACAUUACCUGAACUACCAUAUUUUCAACUAUCACUGAGACCUGAUGACUAUGAACUACCUGCAAUGGAUCCUGUCUGGGAUUCUCAAAACUUGGAAAAACAGGGCCAGCCCCUACAAGAACAUCUCAAAGACUGUGAAGAUGAGAUUGAAAUAGAAUGAAAGCAUUUUUUUACAGUAUUUUUUUCCUCAUUGUAUCUUUAUUCUUAUACAAGCUUACCUUAUAUAGAAACGCAGACAGUCACAAGCAAUGAAUGAUUGUUAAAA